This is a messenger RNA of Racocetra fulgida, 279 nucleotides long. The record is from the annotation of a GenBank genome assembly. NCBI's taxonomy places the organism in Eukaryota, Fungi, Glomeromycota, Glomeromycetes, Diversisporales, Gigasporaceae.
AUGGGUAAACAUAAGUAUACCAGAAGAAAUUUAAAACGUUAUUACAAUAAUUAUCGGCCCAAUAAUGAGUCAACAAAGCGCACGGCCGAAGACGAUGGCCCAUCCAAGAAACAGAAAUUAGUGAAUUCAGAAGACCCUGCCACAACAGCUGUCGCUUAUGCUGGAUCAGUCUGCAAAGCUGAGAACGAGGCUCAAAAUGCAUUGAAUGAAUCUCAUGUUGAAUUAUCAGAACAUGAGGCGUGCUCUCCUACUGACACGUCAAAAGAUCGGCUGGGAUAA